Messenger RNA from Nasonia vitripennis (jewel wasp), 2077 nucleotides. RefSeq names its product cytochrome P450 6a2. The record is from RefSeq and is a predicted model, not a curated record. Gene Ontology annotation, molecular function: monooxygenase activity; iron ion binding; oxidoreductase activity, acting on paired donors, with incorporation or reduction of molecular oxygen. Bases 654 to 1976 code for a protein of 440 amino acids. The transcript has a single exon. NCBI's taxonomy places the organism in Eukaryota, Metazoa, Arthropoda, Insecta, Hymenoptera, Pteromalidae.
UCAUUCAAUUUAAGUCAUGUCUUUUGUCUCUUCUGCUUUUUCUCUCUUCUCUCUUCGCGCUAAUGUGAAGGGAAAAUGUACGCUCUUGGUUCAUCCUAUUUUCGCUUUUAGCUUUCCACUUGCUCAGAUUGUGUUCUGAAUGUCCAGAGUUCAACGCAUAUAGGCACUACUUAAAAUAAGUACGAAAAUACUUGAACGACAUAAAAUUGCAAGAAGAGUGAUUUUCAAGUAACUUUUGACAUUGUUGUCAGUACGUCCAAUGCAAUCAAAGAGAUAAAAGCACAGAGAUAAGGAACAAAUCGUGUGCUCUUUGAUCAACUUAUCAGAUUUUAUCAGAAAUGAAGAGUUGUCAAUCUGUACAUUUUAUUUGAGUACACGACAAAUGUAAGAAGAGGAGCGCUGUUUUCAUGUGUAGAUACUUUUAUAUUCAGAAGUUAAUUUAAAAGGUGUUUUUAAAUAUGAUUGACAUCACGUGCUUGCUCAUCGUUCUUGUCCUGAUCAGUGUUUACUUAUACUUAACAAAGAACUAUAAUUACUGGAAGAAUCAAAAUGUUCCAUGUGCAUCGUACGCCCUCCCAGGAAUCGGACAUGGAUUAUCGUUAAUCUUGAUUUGGGAUAACUUGGCUAUGUGGGUCACAAAACUCUAUUAAAAAAUGCAAAAACAUAGUAUGUACGGAUGCUACUUCAUACAAACACCAGCUUUAAUCAUUCGAGAUCCGGAACUAAUUAAGUGCGUGUUACUGAGUGAUUUUGCGAAUUUUCCAAACAACAUGAUAACUUUAAACGAUCAAUUGGAUCCAGCUAUGGCAAGAAAUCCUUUUUUCGCUAAAGAUGAUAUUUGGAAAGAAUCCCGAAUGGUACUGGGAAAUAAUUCUUCCGGUAAAAUAUUACGAAGUGUAUCUAAGAUUCUUUUUCAAGUAUGUAAAAAAUUUACAUCUUUUGUGGAUGAACACAUUACUGAAAACAAGGGUUAUGCUGAAUUUGAAUUAAAAGACUUUUUUGCAAGAAUCAUUGGAGAAAUGGUAGCAAAUUCAGCUUUUGGAAUUGAGGGACAAAGUUUUUCCCGUAGCCCCAGCCCUCAAGCCUUUACCAAUGUUGCCAAAGAAAUUUUUGAUCCGAAAAAAAUAAACGGUAUUGAAGAAGCUAUACGGUUUUGUUUUCCAAAACUAGCUGAUAAACUUGGUUUGAGAAUGAUACCAAAGGAAACAGACACUUAUUUUAGGCAAACGACAAAAACCAUUAUUAAAGCACCUCUGCAGAGUAAUGAGAGUAGAAGUGAUUUUCUGCAAUAUAUAAUUGAAAGAAUGUACAAAGAGAUUAAUGAAGACAUGGCUAUAUCACAAGCAAUAUCGCUGUUCUUUGAUGGUUAUGAAACAUCAAGUUCAGCACUUAGUUUUGUAAUUUACCACCUCGCUGAAAAUCCUGGUGUUCAAGAAAAACUGCGCAAGGAAGUUUUUACUGUUUUGAAGCGAUUUGAUAAUAAAGUAACAUAUGAAGCGAUAAAAAUGAUGCAUUAUCUAGAACAAGUUAUCUAUGAAUCAAUACGCCUCAACCCACCGUUAGGUGAAUUCGUAAAAGUUUGCAAUAAACAGAUACAGUUAAAAGGCUAUGAUGGUUUACGAUGCAAUUUGAAACCUGGUGAUUUGAUUAUAAUUUCUGUUUUUGGACUUCAUAUGGAUCAUGAAUUUUGGCCAAAUCCUUCCAAAUUUGAUCCAGAAAGAUUCAGCACAAUUAACAAAGCAACAAGAAAUAAAUUCACAUAUUUAGGAUUUGGAGAAGGUCCCAGAAUGUAUAUUGGAAAAAGAAUGGGAUUAAUGAUAGUAAAAGCUGUUACUGCCAUAAUAUUACAGCAAUAUUUUUUGGUACCAUGUUCUAAAACAAGAGUCCCUUUACAAAUGAACCCUAACACAUUUGCAUCGGUUGUAAGAGGCGGCUUAUGGGCACGAUUCAAAUCGUUAAAUACAAAAAACUACUAGUUUCACUGUAUUUAUAUAAACUAUCACUUAUUAAGACUGUUUAAUGUAAUCACAUAUAUUUUCCUAAUGUUCUAAUAAAUAAUAAAAACAAAUACUAUACA